CUUGUGGCCGCGACAGAUCAGGACGUCAUCAAUGCUGGCAGGUCAGGUCUGCGUCCCGAGCAUAAAAAACCUAGCUAACCGUGGAAAAGCGAGCAGCCAUCCCCUUUCCCCGAGAAGAAGGAACACUCGCCUUUAACAGAAGUCAAACCGAAUCGUCGAAGAACCGAUAAAAUGAAGAGGCGGACACACGUCGGUUUUGUGCUGGUCUAUUCGCUGGUCUCGUAUUUCUGUUCGUGCUCGGCGUUCUAUCUUCCGGGUUUAGCCCCAGUGAGUUUCUGCGAAGAAGGCCAAGCUGCUGAAGAUUGUCAGUCACUGAUACAGCUGUUUGUCAAUCGCUUGGACUCAGUGGAGUCAGUCCUGCCUUACGAGUAUGACGUGUUCGACUUUUGCAAAGAUGCCAAGGAAAUGAGGCCCUCGGAGAACCUUGGGCAGGUGCUGUUUGGUGAGCGAAUUGAGUCUUCACCAUACAAGUUCAACUUUAAACAAGAUGUUAAAUGCAAGGCGGUGUGCACAAAAAACUACAAGAAGGGCACCCAGGAGGAUGCAACCAAACUCGAUUUUCUCCAGAUGGGAAUGCAGCUGAAUUACCAACACCACUGGAUCAUUGACAACAUGCCUGUGACGUGGUGCUACGAUGUGGAAGAUGGUCAGAAGUACUGCAACCCUGGCUUCCCAAUUGGCUGCCUCGUUACAUCAGUGGGCCGACCUAAAGAUGCUUGUGUCAUCAACUCUGAGUUCAACAAGAAGAACACGUUUUAUGUCUUCAACCAUGUGGACAUAAAGAUCACUUACCACAAUGGAGAAUCAGAAGGAUGGACAGGAGCUCGUCUGGUCACUGCCACUCUGGAGCCAAAGAGUAUCAAACAGGCAGAUGAGAAAAACCCAAGCUGUGAAGGAACCAACCCGAUGGAGGUUCCUGUGGAGUUUAACGAAGACGUCUCUAUAGUUUACACCUACUCCGUCACAUUUGAGGAAAACAAUUCAAUCAAGUGGGCCUCUAGGUGGGACUACAUCCUGGUCUCCAUGCCUCACACCAACAUCCAGUGGUUUAGCAUCAUGAACUCCUUGGUCAUUGUCCUCUUCCUGUCUGGCAUGGUUGCCAUGAUCAUGCUGAGGACCCUGCACAAGGAUAUUGCCAGAUACAACCAGGUGGACCAGGGAGACUUGAUAAAGGUUCCACCGCCCAAGGAAAACCACUCUCUACCCUAUGAGGAUGCACAGGAGGAGUCCGGGUGGAAGCAGGUGCACGGGGAUGUUUUCCGUCCCCCCCGGAAAGGCAUGUUGUUGUCUGUGUUCCUUGGACAGGGCACCCAGAUCUUCAUCAUGACCUUCAUCACACUCUUCCUGGCCUGUCUGGGUUUCCUGUCACCAGCCAACAGAGGGGCUCUCAUGACGUGUGCCGUGGUCCUCUGGGUUCUGCUUGGAACCCCCGCCGGCUACGUGUCUGCUCGCCUUUACAAAACUUUUGGAGGUGAGAAGUGGAAGACGAACGUCUUGCUGACAGCACUCUUGUGCCCAGGUAUUGUGUUUGCAGACUUCUUCUUGAUGAACCUGAUCCUUUGGGUGGAGGGUUCCUCGGCAGCGAUCCCCUUUGGCACUCUGGUGGCUAUAUUGGCCUUGUGGUUCGGAAUCUCUGUGCCCCUCACCUUCAUUGGUGCCUACUUUGGGUUCAAGAAAUCUGCAAUUGAGCAACCAGUGCGAACAAACCAGAUCCCCCGCCAAAUACCUGAGCAGUCUUUCUUUACCAAACCUAUUCCUGGCAUAGUAAUGGGUGGCAUCCUUCCCUUUGGCUGCAUCUUCAUUCAGCUCUUCUUCAUCCUCAACAGCAUUUGGUCUCACCAGAUGUACUACAUGUUUGGAUUCCUGUUCCUGGUUUUCAUUAUUCUACUCAUCACCUGCUCUGAGGCCACAAUCCUUCUCUGCUACUUCCAUCUAUGUGCUGAGGACUACCACUGGUGGUGGCGUUCCUUCCUGACCAGCGGCUUCACAGCGGUCUACCUGUUCAUCUACGCGGUGCAUUACUUCUUCUCAAAGCUGCAAAUAAUCGGAGCAGCCAGCACAUUCCUUUACUUUGGAUACACCUUGAUCAUGGUCCUUAUCUUCUUCCUCUUCACAGGUACAAUUGGCUUCUUUGCCUGCUUCUGGUUUGUAAAUAAGAUCUACAGUGUGGUGAAGGUGGACUAGAGGACUGAAGGAAAGACUGACUCCUUGCUGUCGCAGCAUUGGCCUCCUCAGUGCUGCCUGUGUGACAAAGUGGUCCGAAUAGACCUGAAUUGAAACCAUCACUUAAGAUAGAAAAGACCUGAAGAGCAGAGCCCGUCCUCUUUUGUGCUUUAAACCUAUGUCUUCUUUUUUUUUUUUUUUAAAUAUAAUUUUGUGUUCACUGUUGAGCAGUAAUAUUUUGAGUGGCGCCUUGAAAAUCAGUGUGGGUUCCAAUGAUCUCAUUUUCAUAGUGAGCAGUUUGUUUUGGUGGGUUUAACAAGAAAAGGUGAAAUGUUUUCUAAAGAAAGUAAAAUGCCCUGUUGAUUUUUAUAUUAUGUCUAAAUGUCUAAACUUUGUUUUUCAGUCAUUACUUAUAUUGUAAAGAUUAAAAAAAAAAGUGUACAUAUACUGUACAUAGCGAGCGAGUGAGUGAGAAAAGGCUUCUUAAAGAUUGUCACCGUUACGGAACCUUCUUUUCUUUUCUAUUCUUUCUGUCUGAGGUAAAGUGGAGGCUAUGAAUCCUUAAAAUAUCAGCUUGUAUUGUAGUUAAGAAAUCAUAUAAAACACUGACAUUGCUAUGA
Messenger RNA from Scophthalmus maximus (turbot), 2783 nucleotides. It is a transcript of the gene tm9sf5, whose product is annotated as transmembrane 9 superfamily member 2. The transcript is spliced from 18 exons. Gene Ontology annotation, cellular component: membrane. Gene Ontology annotation, biological process: protein localization to membrane. Bases 172 to 2184 code for a protein of 670 amino acids. The record is from RefSeq and is a predicted model, not a curated record. NCBI's taxonomy places the organism in Eukaryota, Metazoa, Chordata, Actinopteri, Pleuronectiformes, Scophthalmidae.